AUGGUGAUCGUUGCUAUUACCCUAAUAACAUUAUUCCAACCUAGCCUCGCGUAUAAAAUCUUAGUAUACAACCCACAAAUUGGUCAUAGCCAUGUCAGUUUUAUGAAUCAGAUUGCUGACACAUUGGCUGAAGCUGGACACGACGUCCUAGUAUACUUACCAGCGAUUAACAAAGAUGUGAAUAACACUGAUACUAAAUUGGCUAGAACUUUAAUUCGUCCCCUAGACUUUCCAAGUGAAUUCCACAAAAAUCGGUCCAGAUACUGGAAUCAGAGAGAAAAUUCAAUAGUCGAUAUCUGGAAGCUAUUUCUCAGAUUCGGACUUCCGUUACGACAACUCUGCAAAAGACAACUAGCAGACCAAAACCUGCUUAAAAAAUUAAGAAAUGAAAAAUUUGACGUUGCCAUUGGUGAAACAAUGGAUCGGUGCUUUUAUUUGCUCGUCAGAGCUCUCGAUAUUCCUGUUCAUUUGUCGGCUUUUGCGACACCGAUACUAGAAGGAAACAUUAUUCCUUUCGGAAUCCCAAACCCUCCAAGUUAUGUUCCAGGUAACUCAUAUGUUGACAGAAAGUACUUACAGCCAUUUCACUUGCAAAUGGGGAUUAAGAAGGAGAGAAAUUUGUUUCAUCGAUUGUUUACAAGAUGCAUUACUUGGCUCAGUGAUGAAAUGACUUACGCUGAGCGGAUUAUCAAUUUCUCCUUCUACAUGUUUAUGAAGCUCAUGUUUUACAAAUCUCUCAGUUUCUACGAAGCUAUUGCAUUAGAAAAUUUGAACAAGAAAGUCGAUUUGAGGUCUAGAAUUAACUUUUGGGUGAGGGCUUACAUGAAAAAAUUUUGCCAUCACUUUGGAACUUUUACAAUUCCAGAGGAAGCAAAACGAGAAACAAUGGCGCAGACUGCUUUUGUUUUUGUUAACAAUGUUGAGUUUAUCGAAUUCCCACGACCAAUCACCAGUAAAGUUCUCUACAUUGGCGGUAUUGGAGUCGAAGAACCCAAUCCUCUUCCUAAGGAACUGAAGAGACUUAUGGAUGGACUUGAAAACGGUGCUGUAUUGGUAUCCUUUGGAACGCUCGCUCGUAGUUCUGAAAUGCCAAAGGGCGUCAAAAACGCUGUGCUAGAAGCAUUCAGAGUGUUGAAAAAUGUAACAUUUUUAUGGAAAUAUGAAGACGACGGUAAUGAUACCCUUAAUCUGCAAAAUGUUAUCGCAAAAAAAUGGUAUCCUCAAAGUGACCUUCUCGGGCAUCCCAACCUGAAGGGCUUUUUAUCACAUUGCGGUUUGAAUAGUGUCAUGGAAAGCACCCACAGGGGAGUGCCUAUUGUAUGCGUACCAUUGUUCGCUGAUCAAGGACGUAAUAGUAAAAUGGUUGAGAAGAGGAAAGUUGGCGUGAUGCUAAACAAGGAAUUGAUCUCUGGGAAAAUGCUUAUUAAUGCACUUGAAAGAAUACUCUAUGAUACAAACAUUCGGAAGUCGGCUAAACGUCUGGCAUCACUUCUUGAAAAGAGACCUUUCUCACCAAAGAAGAUGGUCACCAAAUAUGUUGAGUUUGCUGCAGAAUUUGGGCAAACCGAUCACCUUUCAUUAGCUAGCGAAAAGCUAAAUUUUUUCCAACUAUAUUCACUUGAUAUCAUCAUUCCCUUUUCUCUUAUAUUUCUUCUAUUUCUUUACUUAGCAUUUUGCAUAUUUUUAUUUACGAAAUUUUGGUCAGAUAGACUUAGAAUGACAUUUCCAAAUAACUGUAUUUUGAAGAAAAAGUGGAACUGGGAACAGUCUGUUACACUUCAGACGGAAAUGAUUCAGAAAAGCGAACAACAGAGUCCGUUAAUACAAGUGGCCGGCAGAAAGCGUGAAUAUGGGAGGCACUGUGCAGCAAUUCUACAUCCGAUUGCCAACGGUUGUCGUCCAUUUGCACAACGAUGUGGAACCUGA
Molecule: messenger RNA, 1926 nt
Organism: Enterobius vermicularis (human pinworm)
Lineage: Eukaryota; Metazoa; Nematoda; Chromadorea; Rhabditida; Oxyuridae
Source: the annotation of a GenBank genome assembly